Mugil cephalus (flathead mullet) is the source of this 6577-nucleotide messenger RNA. RefSeq names its product disintegrin and metalloproteinase domain-containing protein 23 (gene adam23b). The transcript has 29 exons. Gene Ontology annotation, molecular function: metalloendopeptidase activity. The coding region runs from base 2359 to 4710 and encodes 783 amino acids. Gene Ontology annotation, cellular component: presynaptic membrane. The record is from RefSeq and is a predicted model, not a curated record. Gene Ontology annotation, biological process: proteolysis. NCBI's taxonomy places the organism in Eukaryota, Metazoa, Chordata, Actinopteri, Mugiliformes, Mugilidae.
CAAAGUGUUACACUGUAAAAUCCACCUGGACUACGACUAUCAUCCCCCAUAUGAAUGAGUUAUCAGCCCUGCUGCCACACUGUUGCCGGCUGUUCACUAAUGAUGGACCACGUGUCUGUCAGAGACGGAGCUCCGGAGAGGAAAAAUUGAACAUGCCACGUUCCGAUUGUGAUAGACUCUUCAUUUUAAAGGCAAUAGCUGCUGUUCUCUGGAAAAAGCAAGGUUGUCAGUGGGCCACAUGCAACUCAUUGUGGAGCCAGCUGAGGAAGAGACACGCAUGUUGGCAUGCAGGCAUUUGUUGUUCACCAUCCAUCAGAUUUACUUGCCACUCCCACUAAACAGCAGACUUGUCUCGGUCUCCAGCAACACAAAAUGACCAUCUCAGUCGUCUGUGGACCACUCAGCCCUGAGGGAGGAGCUGUCACGUCCUUCAGUAGCUCUCCCCGUGUGUGUGCUCCGAAAGAAGCUUACUCGCUCGGAGGACCAACACUGCCAUAAACAAAAGUUAAAGAUAAAUCACUCAGUAAUAUUGCAUGCCGAUAGAAGCACCAAAAUAAUAUUAAGAAUAAAUGUAGGGAUUGUCAAAAGAUUUAUUUCCAUUUCUGUCUGUUUUUUUCUAUUAUUUUCCCUUUCGCUUAUUUAUGUCCCCACUCUUAUUGAUUCCUGUCUUUUCCUUUCACCUUUCUUUAUGCACUUCUUCCUCAUUAUAGAAAUUAGGGUGUCAUUCAUCCCGAGGCAACCAACAGGCAAAAAAGUUGACCCUGUCGCGCAAUUUGAGUGCAACAUUUUUAUCUUUGAUCUUGAUUGUUUUGGUUUGACAAAAAGCCACAUUAGGCAAUUUCUAAAAAAAAAAUGAAUGGCGAUGUCUGCACUCGAUUUGGCUGCUUGAGUUUCAGAGUCAUGCUUGUUCCAUGUCACGCCCUCAUGGUGUACUGAGACACUUGAAAAAAAGAAAAGAAAAAAUAUUGUGUAAUGCAUACUAAUAUUUUCCAUGAAAAAUACCUCUUAUUGAUAACUGGAUGUAAUCAGUGGCGGCUGGUGUUUGUUUUGUUUUUUACCCUCAAUUAGGGUUUUAAUUCAAACCAGAACAUUUUGAACGCUGACUUCCCAUGUGAUAGCCAGUGUCACUGACCGCUGUGCAGCAUACACAGAUGGUACAGUACAGGGAUACAUGGGAGGUUCAAAGCCUGGUCUGGACCCUUAGACUGAAGCUUUAUGUUUUUCCAUUGUGCAGUGUUUGUUGUCAUUCAGUGAGGAUUCUCAGCUACCUUUUUAUUUUGUCUUUGUGCAUGAAACCACUGUUGAGUCUGUUUUAAAAGGCUGAAGUUACUGAUGUGAAGAGUCCUGUUUUCAGUUAAAAUACAGCUAAUUGAGGGUAAAAGGGAGUCGUUCCCUCUCUAGCAUCACAACCUGCUGGUCAUUUUGGUUUAUCAUUACAUUCAGAAGUUCACAAUCUUCUUUGAUUUGGGUCACGGCUUGCUAUUAAGGGGUGAUGCUAUAGUGCACCUGUAAUUAAUGUAACUGUCUGUAUUGUAGGUGAUGCUUCUUUUGCUUCUGCGUUAACUAUUUAAGCGGCAUCAUGCAUUUGUUAGCCCUCCCACCAAAUUUCACCGCCAGCCGCCGCCGGUACUGUCACUUACAAGAAAUCCUUUGAAUGUGCAUUGCAUAUUUCAUUCUUGUUUUCAUGGUCUUUGCUCUGUUGUUAAUCCAGCGUUGUGCUAGUAUAUUUUCAUAAUGUGGGCCUGCCGAAAGGGCUCAACACUUCUUUUUUUUUUCACCAGCAAAGAACAACAGUAACAGUUAGACAAAGUCUUUAAUUAGUGAACAAUAAGCUUACAAAAAAAAAGUAGCUUAAUCCUUAUAUCCUGUUAUUGUUUACCAGAGCGGCAAAGCAUUAAAUAUAACUGCAGGAGACCACAAUUUGAUUUAAUGUUUUUAGUGUGGUGCAUAGUUAUUGUAUUAGUAACCAGCAUACGUUGUUUAUCCUCCAUGACCUAUCUUGGUGAAGGAUGCUGUGUCAGUGCAAACUUCCUAUCGGUCUCUGGUUUUUGUGCAACCAGGCUCUAGACGGUCCUGAGGGGAGGAAGAAGGACAUCUUUGAGCUCAUCUAGGAGGAGCCUGCCGGCUUGACUUCCAGUAGCUGCCUGGCCACCGCCUUCUUUCAGCUCCCCCCUCCCCUCCCUCCCUUCAUCCUCAUCCUCCUCCUCCUCGUCCGCUACUGCAGCAGCAGAGCCCGGUGUCUCCUGCAUCCAUGAAGAAAGCCCCAUUGCACGGCACCUCCCCCGCCACGAUGGGCCGCGAGCUAUUAACUGCGUGGAUGUGUUGAUAUCGUGAUAUUUCAGUUAUCAAAUAUGAAUCAUGCAUUUGAUAUUUCUGGCCACUUUGCUCGUCAGCGUCCUUUCGCCUUGGCUUCAUCCAUCACUAGCUUCAUCCGUUUCUCAAGGUGUAGAGGACAAGGUUGAGGGGGACGCAGCGCUGCCGGUGCUGCUGAAGCAACAGGCAAUUGCAGCACCUGCUACAGACAACACAACACACCAUGCAGUAGAGCAUGUGAUCACCUACCCCUCGCGGUUGAUCUACUACCUGAACGAGGACUCAGAGAGCACCUACCAUGACCUGAACACCCGGGUGAAAAACCAAGCCUCCGAGGGCCCGGCAGUCCACCUCGCCCAGGCCAGUUUCCAAUUAGAGGCAUUUGGCUCUAGAUUUGUUCUGGAUCUCACACUGAACAAUGACUUGCUGUCUUCAGAUUACGUUGAGAUCCACUAUGAAGGGGGGAAACCUGUUGUGUCGAAGGGCGGGGAGCACUGUUACUACCACGGCCAGGUGAGAGGGAACGAUAACUCCCACGCGGCCUUAUCUACCUGCAACGGGCUGCACGGGAUGUUUGACGAUGGAGUCCAUGUGUAUCUAAUUGAGCCCUUGCAACAGACCCAUUCAAUUGAAACUUCAGCAAGGCCUCAUAAACUAAGAAGAACAGCCACGAUUCCAUGGAGCAAUGAUUCAGAGGAACAGGAGGAGGAGGAGCAGUUCUUCUCAGAGCUGGAUGAAUUAUCCUGGCUGAAGCGCAGGAAAAAGCGAGCAAUGCCGCGCAGCGUAUUUGAGGAGAUGAAGUAUUUGGAAGUCAUGAUUGUCAGUGACCACAGCAUGUUUAAGCGGCACAAGAACAAGCAGCACACGAAGAAUUUUGCCAAGUCAGUAGUGAAUCUUGUGGAUGGUAUCUUCAAAGAGCAACUACACACCCGUGUGGUGCUGGUUGCUGUGGAGAUCUGGACUGACAAAGAUCACAUCCCCAUUAGCGUGAUGCCGCUGGAAAUGCUGCGAGAUUUCUCCAAGUACCGGCAGCAGAGCAUCAAGCACCACGCAGACUCCGUGCAGCUCCUCUCAAACGUGACCUUCCACUACCGCAGAAGCAGCACUGCAUACUUUGGAGGCAUGUGCUCUGUGAGCCGUGGCGUAGGGGUCAAUGAGUACGGCAGCAACUGGGCCAUGGCAGGGUCCCUGUCUCAGAGCCUGGCACAGAACCUGGGCAUCCAGUGGGACCCGGCAUCUAAGAGAAAGGAAUGUGGUUGUGCUAACCUGUGGGGGGGCUGCAUAAUGGAGGACACAGGAGUCCAGCACCCACAGAGAUUCUCCAAAUGCAGCAUCUCAGAAUACAAGGAGUUUCUGUUGAAAGGCGGAGGCUCGUGUCUGUUUAACAGGCCAACCAAGCUGUUUGAGGUGGCGGAGUGUGGGAAUGGAUUUAUUGAAGUAGGAGAGGAGUGUGACUGCGGAGGGAGAUCAGACUGCUACAAGGAAUGCUGCAAAAAGUGUUCGCUUGCCAAUGGGGCGCACUGCAGCGAUGGACCGUGCUGCAACAACACAUGUCUGUUCUUCCCACGAGGUUACAGCUGUCGCUACGCUGUGAACGACUGUGACAUCUCGGAGACGUGCUCCGGAGACUCUGGACAGUGCCCGCCCAACCUCCACAAACAAGACGGUUACCUCUGCCAGGUGAACCAGGGCCGCUGCUACAACGGAGAGUGCAAGACCAGAGAGAACCAGUGUAAAUACAUCUGGGGGCAAAAGGCUGGAGGCUCCGAGAAGUUCUGCUACGAGAAGCUGAACACGGAGGGCACGGAGAAGGGCAACUGUGGAAAGGAUGGGGAGAAGUGGGUUCAGUGUAGCAAACAUGACGUGUUCUGUGGUUACCUUCUGUGUACCAACGUCGGACGUAUUCCACGCAUCGGAAUGAUGAAAGGAGACGUCACCCCCACCUCCUUCAGUCUCCAAGGCAACCUGAUACAGUGCACUGGUGCCCACAUCCUUCUGGAUGAUGACACCGAUUUAGGCUACGUGGAGGAUGGGACUCCCUGUGGGCCGUCGAUGAUGUGCCUUGACCACAAGUGUCUGCCCAUCCAGUCGCUCAACGUGAGCACCUGCCCCAGUGGACCUAAUGGACAGGUGUGCUCUGCCCAUGGGGUGUGCAACAAUGAAGCCACGUGCACCUGCGACACCACCUGGGCGGGGACGGACUGUAGCAUGCCUGACCCGCCGAAAGAGCCCGAGGUCACGCCGAAUGACGAACCCAAGGGUCCUAGUGCCACCAAUCUAAUAAUAGGCUCCAUCGCCGGAGCCAUCCUUGUGGCUGCCAUAGUGCUGGGGGGGACUGGAUGGGGCUUUAAAAAUGUGAAGAAACGUCGAUACGACCCCAACGCCUCAGCCAUUUAACCCCGAGGAGAGAUGGCAAUCAACCGACGGGCUCCUCCAAGGCUUUCUUAGUUGGCUCCCUGACAGCUGGACUGCACUUAUUGCUGCUGAUCUUUGGCAUUAGAUUUACUUGAAAAAGACAUAGCGGACAUUUUAACAAAUUCAAUAGUAGUGACAUUAUAAAUGCAGCCUUUUCAACUCCACCUCACCCAUGUAACAGACUCCCCACCCUCCCACCCUUCCACCCUGAUCUACAGAGUGACCGAGCUCCUCUUCCAUCCUUUAGUGCCAGUGCACAGGCGUUCAGGCGGAAUCCACACCACUCUCUUCACCUGGCAUGAAUAUCCACACAAAUCGUGCUGCUUGUUGGCCUCCUGGCAUGAAGAUCCCUCACCGCAGGGCUCUGCAUGGCUACCAAAGCUACGAAUAUACCGCAACGAAAAGAAAAACAAAAAAAACAAAAAAAAAGGAAUUAUCCAGUGCAGGUGCAGGAGAAAGCCUUGUUAAAAACCAAACCGGACGGAAAGCAGGUUCCUGCAGUUCAUGUUCAGGGUUGCAGAGAUGAUUAAGGAGGCUGCAUGUGAGGCCCUCGUAAGGGCAGUGCAGACCACGUAGUGAACGCACUUACACAAAACUGUACAUAAAUAAAGGAGUUCAGGUUUGGAAUCAACAGCAUAUUACUACGAGGACAUCAGUUGCUUUUGUUUUUUCGUUUUUUGUUUUUUUUUGUUAUUUUUUGUAUCCUAGCAUGUUGUAUAGCGGGUGUUUUUUUGGCAGUGUUAUUGGAAGAAAACAAAAUCCGCUGUUAGGAUUUGGGCCAAAAAAUUUUCGAGCAAGUUGUAUUCGAAGCAGCGGACAGAGCAGCUGGGGUGUCGAGGAGAAGCACGUAAGCUCUAGAGAGAGAUUUAACGUCACAAGAAUCCCCCCCCCUCCCCGCUUUCCCUCCCUCCCCCGAUGUAUCUUCAACACCGACUCAGAAGCCAAAGAACCAAUCACCUGAACAUAUGGAUGUUGUUGCACGCAGAGCACUUUCCCCUCUGUCUGCAGCCAGUGGUGCCUCUCGUACUGCUGAGAGCAUGAAGUCUGUCCACGCAGGCUCACCUGUCCAGGCCAGGUGUCACUUAACAGUCCUCAUCAACACCCACUAUACUGGCUUAGCCUUUUGCUCUCAUAAACUCUUAGUAGAAAUCAAGUUCAGCUCUACCGGCAACGCUGCAUGCAAUCACUAUAGUGGGCUUAUAAUUCUAUAUGGGAGUCCCCAAGACCCGCAAGAAAAAUAUGCUACAAAAGAUUAGGUGCAUGUCAAGGAAAAAAAAAACAAACAUUUAACUUUUAUUUACUAUGCAAAGAGAGAUAUUGCACAAAAGAAUGGGUACCAGUGACAUCAAUGUAGACAUGGAAUUACGAAAAUCUCUGCUAUUUUUUUGUAUUUGGCCACUCCCAUGUCUCCCUCCAUUUCGCUUCGACAUACUCAAACUGUGGACAAGUAAAUAAUAAUAAUAACAAAAAAAAAUUUAACAAAACUGAAUAAAUAUUUCCUGGUAUGAAAAAAAAGUGAGAGAGCACCCCUUUACAUUUGUGGAACUGAAAAAAAAAAAAAUUUUUGUGUGUUUUUCAUCUGAUAUUUUUAAUCACACAAACACACACUUGUACACACACACACACACACACACACACACACAAACUAUUUGGUCCCUGCGCACAUCGAGGCCUGAACAGUUUCCUCGUGCAGGGCGACCAUGUCCAGUCCAGCUGGUGGUUGGUGUGCUCCAGGUGCUGCCAUAGCACUGGCAUCGUUGUAAUCCUCCAUGUUACUCAUUGUCUGGUGUCCCUCUCUCACUGCAUCAUGUACAGUCGGACUGAUUAAUAAAACUACUGACAAAUUUUA